Messenger RNA from Chlorella variabilis, 997 nucleotides. RefSeq lists its product as hypothetical. Gene Ontology annotation, molecular function: GTP binding; GTPase activity. The record is from RefSeq and is a predicted model, not a curated record. NCBI's taxonomy places the organism in Eukaryota, Viridiplantae, Chlorophyta, Trebouxiophyceae, Chlorellales, Chlorellaceae. Bases 134 to 997 code for a protein of 287 amino acids. The transcript is spliced from 4 exons. Gene Ontology annotation, cellular component: mitochondrion.
AGGCAAGCCCGCCUCCAGCAAGCGGCGGGGCAAAGCGCUGCUGAAUGAUGUGGCCCUGAAGCCGGGGGAGAAGGGGGACGAGCUGCUGGACCAGAUAGCCCGCGACCUGCGCAGCGGCAUCGAGGCCGUCAACAUGGUGCAGUGGUACCCGGGCCACAUUGCGCGGGCGGAGCGCAACCUGCGGGAGCAGCUCAAGGCGGUAGACAUAGUGCUGGAGGUGCGGGAUGGGCGGUGCCCCAUGAGCACGCGCCACCCGCUCAUCCCCGAGUGGAUUGGCACCAAGCCGCGCGUGCUGCUCAUCAAUCGCAAGGACAUGGUGGCGGAGGCGGACCGCGCCGCCUGGACCCGCUUCUUCGCGCAGCGCGGCCACGCCGUGACCUGGACCAACGGCAGCAUGGGCGACGGCGUGGGCAAGGUGAUGGAGCUGUCUGCGGCGGUGGGGGCCAAGCUGAACGCCAAGCGGCUGGCGCGCGGCCUGCGCCCGCGCCCCGUGCGCGCCGUCGUCAUCGGCUUCCCCAACGUCGGCAAGUCGGCGCUGAUCAACCGCCUGCUGGGGCGCCGCGUGGCGGACAGCGCGCCCAAGCCGGGCGUGACGCGGUCGCUGCGCUGGGCGCGCAUCGGCGGCGACAUCGACCUGCUGGACGCGCCCGGCAUCAUCCCCAUGUCCUUCAGGGACCAGGUGGCCGCGCAGCGCCUGGCCAUGUGCAACGACAUUGGCGAGGCGGCGUACGUCGACUCGCUGGUGGCGGCCGCCUUCCUGGAGACGGUGCGCGGCCUGCCCGCGGCGCCCCAGAUUGCGCGGCGCAUCAGCGAGCGGUACAAGCUGCGGGUGGAGGACUACCAGGAGGAGGAGUACGUGCAUGCGCUGGGGGACCGCCUGUUCAACUCGGAGCCGGAGCGCGCGGGGCAGCGCAUACUCAAGGACUUCCGCAGCCUGGCGCUGGGGCCCAUCUGCCUGGAGCUGCCGCCGCAGUACGAGGCGUGCAAGGAGGUGUGA